Messenger RNA from Anneissia japonica, 2320 nucleotides. Its product is annotated as ankyrin repeat and BTB/POZ domain-containing protein 1-like. The record is from RefSeq and is a predicted model, not a curated record. NCBI's taxonomy places the organism in Eukaryota, Metazoa, Echinodermata, Crinoidea, Comatulida, Comatulidae. Gene Ontology annotation, molecular function: protein binding. The transcript is spliced from 11 exons. Gene Ontology annotation, cellular component: ubiquitin ligase complex; cytoplasm.
AUGACUUUGUUUGCUUAUGAACACUGUAGAUACCUCUUGGAAAAGAAGGAAGUGGAAGUAAACAUCCGAGAUAAAUGGGACAGUACACCUUUAUACUAUGCUUGUUUGUGUGGUCACAUGGAAAUAGUUCAAUAUCUACUAGAGAAUGGUGCUCGUUGUGAGGCAAAAACCUUUGAUGGAGAGCGAUGUAUCUAUGGCGCUCUUACUGAUGAAAUCAGGGAUGUCCUGAAAGGGUACAAGGCUGUAAGUACUGGCUGGAGAAAGCAGGACCAGUACCAAGACUUUCUGUUAAGGGCCUUAGAAGGUGGCUUAUAUGAAGAUAUAGUGUUUGUCAUCCAUGAUGAAAGAUAUGUUGCACAUCGAUGCAUCUUGACCGCACGCUGCCCGUAUUUUGCAACUAUGCUUGAAGGCAAAUGGCAGCAUAAGAGCACAAUACACAUCAAACAUGAAUUGGUAAGACCUCAAGCUUUUCAGGCCAUCCUGAAAUAUAUUUACACAGGAAUUUUUCAAAUCCAUCUUGAUUGUGUGACAGACUGCUUGCACUUUGCCCGUAAAUGCCAGCUUUGCUACUUGCAUGACGAGAUAGAAAACAAGUUGAAGACAGUUUAAAACAUGGAUGUGUUACAUGAAAAGCCAGGAACAGAUGUGAACAUAUUGAGCAUAAAUCCCUCAGAUGAACUCCAACCUUUACAAGAGGAUUUCCAGGUACUCGCUGAUAUGGCGAUGCCACCAGAGGCAAACUGGAUGGAGGUACUUCCCUUCCAGUCCAAUGAAAUUGUGCAACCACCAUUUGCUGAUGUUUGUUUUGAUGUUGAUGGCUGCAGGUUUUACUGUCAUAAGGUAUUUUUCUGUGGACGGAGUGAUUACUUUAAAGGACUGCUGUCUGAUCAUUUUAGCGAGUUGGCUGAAGACGAUGACUGUAUGGUGCCAAAGGUUGCAUUACAUGGGGUGUCUAGUCAAGUGUUCUCUAAUGUUGUCAACUACAUUUACACUAACAAAGUGGAGAUUUCAGAAGAAAACAGCUAUGAUGUAUUGGUAACAGCGGAUAUGUAUCUACUUCCGGGCCUUAAGAGUCUUUGUGCCAAUGAAAUAGGCAGACACCUGACAGAAGCUAAUGUGUUAUCAGUGCUAAGAGUUGCCAGGAUGUUCAACCUGGUCAAACUUGAAGAUCAGUGCAUUGAAUAUAUGGCUAAAAUUGUGGAAAAGAUUGUAACAAAUGAAGAUUUUGCGAACCUUAUCAAGGAAGAUGCUGCAAACGUACACAUGAGGGAGGAGAUCGACUCGAUUCCAAUCGUCGAUGACAUGCGCCACCACAUCAGCUGUAGUGUACAAACUACUAGUGCAAUAGCAGAGGCUCAGGAAAAACUUGACUUGCUAGACAAACUUCUUGAGCAACUCGGACUUUUGUGUUAAACAUUUUAUCUUACAAUUUUUAAUUUUUAAUCUGAAAUUCUAGCACAUGCUAAAGCUGUUUGCUAAAAAGUUUAUUUCCUUUUUAUAUUUGUUUAUACAGUAUUUUAAUUGUCUCUAUUAUUUUAGUAUUUUUACCAUUUAAAAACCAGAGGAUCCACCAAUUCAAGACAGACUCCGAAAAGAGACAACGGAGACAUUUUGGGAUUCAAUGUUUCGAUCUAUUUGAUCAUUUUCAAGAAUACUGACGAGAAAAUCUUACCCAUCCAUAUAUAUUUACAAUAUUUACAAAAGUGUAACAAAAGCAAAUAAAAAACCGACCAAUCAGAUUAAAAUCAAAAUUAAGACUAGGCAAUUACAAUAAGUGAUCUACUUCAUGUAAGACACACAUCAUUUUUAGUUACCUAAUUUUAAUUGGCUAGUUUUAAUUUUGAUUUUAAUCUGAUUGGUCGGUUUUUAUUUGCUUUUGUUAUACUUCUGUAUAAAUAUUGUAAAUAUACUGUAUAUGGAUGGGUGAGAUUUUCUCAUCAGUUCUUAAAAAUGAUCAAAUAGAUCAAAACAUUGAAUCUCAAAAUGUCUCUGUCAUUUUUCGGAGUUACUGCCUUUUUGUUCUAUUUACCAUUUAAUGUAUAAUUGUUAUAAUGUAAAGAUUGUUAGUUUCUGCAUUUAUGCUUAUAGCAUUUUAUUUUUCAAAUUAUUUUUUACUAUCUGUGAAUUUCAUAUUACUUAUUAUAUACAAAAUAUUAUAUUUUAUUUUACAAAUAGUUUUGCACUUGUUAUAAUAUUAUCUAUGAUUGAUAUAAAUGUUACCAUUAGUGUAGAUAAAUUGUUUUUUAAAUCAAACAACAUUCUAAUAUAUUAAUACAAUAUAUAUAAUCGAUAUAUAUUUUUUAAAACAUUUAUUAUCAAU